AUGAGGUUUGCAAUAUUAGGUCCUCCAAGAUCUUCUAAAUCCUCUAUUCUUUCCAUUGUUAGUAAUGAUAAGUCCAUAGAAAACUACUACCCCACGCUUCAGAACUCACCCACAUUGAUUCAAUUUCAGCCCAAGAGCGCCAUAGCACGAGCUUUAGUGGACGUUAAUGUUACUUUGAGUGACUUAGAACAAGCUAAUAUCAGUGAAAACCCGGAAUAUCAACUCACUACACGAAUUUUGGAAUCCGUUGCAGAUGCCUCGGGCUUGGUGUCAGCUGGCGAUGACAUGGCAAACAGGUCGACACAUUCGAUUCUAAAGAAGACUUUGAAUUUCUACGAUUUAGAUUACACGCGACCAAACUAUUUUAGUACUGAGAUGAUUUCCAACUUGAGUCCCGUGAGUUCUCCCAUUGCGUCGUAUAGCAUCGAUUCCGGAAGUGGUAUGGCAAGGCCAUAUUUCUCCUCUGUAAUGGAUGGCGGCCACAUGGAUGGUUCGCCAACUUCGAGCUCGAGUACUUCAUAUAUAGCUCCCGUCUGUACUCCCAUAUUGAUGGAGGUCAUAGACACUCCAGGCGUCCAGAGUAACGAUUUAAUACCCUUUCUAGAGAAGGGAUUGGACUCCAGAUUGGCGAGUGAUGUACUUAGAAACUUGCUCAACGAGGCCAGUACCGGAAGUAGGUCUCGAGUGAAACCAUUAAUUACCGGUUCCGGUAUGAGCGAACUGAAUGCUGCCAUGGAUGGCUAUCUUCUUUGUUAUAGCUGCAUUCCAGAGACUGCAGAGGAAGUAUCUCCACCGUCGUACGACGAUGCUACUUCGUCAAGGGUCAAGUCUACAAGUUCAAAGUUACCAUCUAACGGUUGUGAACCAAUAGAAAUAUUGAAAGCCCUUUAUACAGCAAUCAUGGAGGCCUGGAAACAAUACACAACGUUUCGCAUGGGAUGGCAGGAAGGAGAAGAGUUUGACGUUUAUUCACUGAAUUAUUCAUUCAAGCAUCUCUGGAGGAAAAGAGCCACUUCGAAAGAUCUAUCUGAUAAGGCGAUUACUCAGAAGGCCAAGGAGAUGAUGCCACCUAUUCUUAUUGCCGUUACACAUGUAGAUCACGCGUUGGCAUCUCCGGUACUUAUAGAAGAAGGUAGAAAGUUGGCCGAGUUAUGGGGCUGCGGAUUCAUUAAAGUCAGCUGCGAAUACGAAAAUUGGCGCAAUGUUGAAGAAGCCUUUUCCUUUUUGGUUAGAGACAGACUAGAGGACCUUAAACUGAAGAAAUCGCAUCGCAAAGCUGCUUGA
Messenger RNA from Brettanomyces nanus, 1284 nucleotides. RefSeq lists its product as uncharacterized. The record is from RefSeq and is a predicted model, not a curated record. The transcript has a single exon. Lineage: Eukaryota; Fungi; Ascomycota; Pichiomycetes; Pichiales; Pichiaceae. The coding region runs from base 1 to 1284 and encodes 427 amino acids.